AUGAAGGUCUCCGCCCUCUUUACUGCCCUUGCGGCUGCUACCUCGGUGAUCGCCGUAGCUGUCGACCUCCCCGCAGGCGUUCCUCGCAAUGUUCAAGAGUUCCGUGAGAAGCAUCCUGUUGCGAAGCGUGCUCCCCACUGCCGCAAGACCUUCACGCCUCGCGCCUCCGAGAACGCCGAGGACGAUAUCUCAGCCGAUCUUCUCAAUGCCAUCAAGAGCGCCAACAAUGGUGGUACUGUCUACCUGCCCAAGGAUCAGCUCUUCGUCAUCGAUGAGCCCCUUGAUCUGACCUUCCUCAACGACAUUCACAUCCACCUCGAGGGCACCAUCCAGUUCACCAACAAUGUUGAGAAGUGGCAGAAGAACGCCUUCUACCACCCUUUCCAGCGCUCGCUUAUGUUUUGGAAAUGGGGUGGCAAGGAUGUCAGGAUCUAUGGCGAGGGUACCAUCGAUGGACAGGGCCAGCGCUGGUGGAAUGAGUUCUCGGGCGCCGAGAUCCUUGACCCUGACAACGACUACCUCCGCCCUGUGCUUUUCUUUGCAGAGCACAUUGACAACCUGCACGUUGAAGGCAUUCUCAUGAAGAACUCGCCCGUUUGGCACAACUUUAUCGUCGAUUCGAAAUCGAACCGCGCCGGUGUCGAGCCUAAGAACGGCGACUUUUUCAACUCCCUUAACGUUGAUCAUAUUCGCAUCAACCGCGUCUGGGUCGAUUCGGACGACGACUGCUUCUCGCCCAAGACCAACAGCACCGACAUUCACGUGGACACAAUGUACUGCAACAACUCACACGGACAGUCGAUCGGUUCGCUCGGCCAGUAUGAGGGCGAGUAUGUCAUCGUCAAGGACGUUGUCAUUGAGAAUGUCUGGAUGCUUAACGGUAACAACGGCGCCCGCAUCAAGGUCUGGGCUGGUGAGAACGUCGCCGAGGGAUUCGUUGACAACAUCACGUUCCGCAACUUCUAUUCGGCCAACGACGACUGGCCUAUCUUCCUCGACUCGUGCUACUUCAACGUCAAUGCCGAGACGUGCCGCAAGUUCCCAUCCAAGAUGAAGGUCUCCAACGUCCUAUUUGAGAAUUUUGAAGGCUACUCGUCCGGUGUCCGUGGCCGUGCUGUUGCGCGCGUCAGCUGCUCGCCUGCUGAGGGCGCAGGCUGCGAAAAUGUCAAGUUUGUCAACUUUAACGUCACGUCGCCCUGCGGCGGCCCCUCGGUUAUCAUUUGCGACGGUGUUGAAGGCGGCCUCGGAGUGGACUGCGUGCCGUUUGACUCGCCGGAGGCCAAGGCUGCGCUGGCGGACAGGUGCACCAACCCCGAGAAGGCAAAGAUUGAGGCUCCUUGGCCUGUCCGGGACUACUGA
Messenger RNA from Verticillium nonalfalfae, 1359 nucleotides. RefSeq lists its product as uncharacterized. The record is from RefSeq and is a predicted model, not a curated record. Lineage: Eukaryota; Fungi; Ascomycota; Sordariomycetes; Glomerellales; Plectosphaerellaceae. Gene Ontology annotation, biological process: carbohydrate metabolic process. The coding region runs from base 1 to 1359 and encodes 452 amino acids. The transcript is spliced from 3 exons. Gene Ontology annotation, molecular function: polygalacturonase activity.